Messenger RNA from Elaeis guineensis (African oil palm), 1591 nucleotides. Its product is annotated as dehydration-responsive element-binding protein 3. Lineage: Eukaryota; Viridiplantae; Streptophyta; Magnoliopsida; Arecales; Arecaceae. The record is from RefSeq and is a predicted model, not a curated record. Gene Ontology annotation, biological process: regulation of DNA-templated transcription. Gene Ontology annotation, molecular function: DNA-binding transcription factor activity; DNA binding.
UCUCUCUCUCUCUCUCCACAAGAAAGAAAAGAAAAGCUAUCCUGUUUCUUUCCAAUCAAAAGUUCCCACAUAGCAACCUAUCUCACCACUUCUAGCGCUUGGAGAACCGAGAAUCCCAUUUGCCUUUUCUCCUCCUCCUCUUUCCUAUCUCUAAUCCAAAUGCCCAUUCCUCAUUGACCCCAAUAACGUCUCCUCCGCCGACCUUUGAACACGAAUUCCCAGAAGAUAACCAUUUUAAUGAUUCCGCUCCCGAUAAUCUGAAGCCGUUUCGUUUCGGAGUCGAAUUAUUUAAAUGGCCGCCUCCGAAACCGAGACCAGCAGGAACUCAAUGUCAUGCUCAUCGUCGUCCAAUUCCUCGCCGUCGCCGUCUCCGAAGAAGAACGGGUUAACGGGCGGCGGCGGGGAGAAGCGGGCGAGGGACGGGACCAAGCACCCGGUGUACCGCGGCGUGCGGAUGCGGGCUUGGGGUAAGUGGGUGUCGGAGAUCCGGGAGCCCCGCAAGAAGUCGCGCAUCUGGCUCGGGACCUUCCCGACGCCGGAGAUGGCGGCGCGGGCCCACGACGUGGCGGCCCUCAGCGUGAAGGGCGCCGCCGCCGUCCUCAACUUCCCCGACCUCGCCGCCUCUUUCCCCCGGCCCGCCACCCUCUCCCCGCGAGACGUCCAGGCCGCCGCCGCCCGCGCCGCCACCAUGGACCUCCCCUCCGCCACCACCGCCGCCCGGCCCGACGAGUCCUCCGACGAGCUGGGGGAGAUUGUGGAGCUGCCACGACUCGGGGAAGGGUUCUUCCACUCGGCCGAGUCGGGUGGCGGCGAGUUCGUGCUCCAUGACUCGCCGGACCUGUGGGUGUACUCUCCGCCGUGGAUGGAGGGCGCCGACGAGAACGGGUUCUUCUCCGACAGCGCGUGGGCAGCGGGGGGGCCAUCGGAGGGGGCCCUUCCGACCGGCCUCGGAGCUCUCUUGAGGGACUGCUAAGAUCCCAAAAUCCUUUUCUUUUCUUCUUCUCUAUCCCCCAUUUGCUUAAUUUCCAUAUAACUAUGUGUGUCUGUUUACGAGACCGUCGGCCAUUGUGACUGAAUUAACUGUAGAUUGUUAUUUUUAGAAGCAAUGGGGGACAUUAAGAGAAGAAAAGAAAUGGGAUGCUCUCUGUCUUUCUUUGUUGGGGUGAAGACAGUGAGAAAACUACUAGGCUUUGGGUACUUGGUGUUUCCUCAGCAGCAGCGACAUCUACUCUCCUGAGGUGUCUACGGAAAUUGGCUUGGUUUCUGGGAUCACUUAUCAGAUGUCUCUGCAAGGAAGUACUCAUCUAUUUGGACUGAUCUUGGUCACUCCAUUUGAAUUGUUUUUUUUUUUUUACCCUUUUCCUGUGAAUAAUUGACCAUCGUCCUCUCCCUCAGGUUCUUCCUUUUUAUGGCAAUCAACUCAUCUCUGCUCUCAUAUUGCCCGUCACAGUGUUUUCUCCUUUCUCACUCUCACACACACAUGAUAUGAUUGCUGUCCUUGGGUUUGUCGAUGAAAGGUCUUUUCUCCUGCUAUGGAAAAUUUAAGGAUAUUGAUGAUGAGAUUGUGGAAUGCUUAAUACUUUUUUGCAAA